AUGGCAACUUUCCGUCCCGUCAACACAUCCCUCGCCCCCGAUUCGCACGUACGAAACGCAGAAGAUAUAACGCCGACUACUCCACGUCCGAGUACUGCGCCGAGCACACAUUCCGCGAUGCACCGAGACGAUGCAACAACUCCAACCCGAGCCAACUUUGGCGCUCUAGCUAGCCAACGCCCUCUCCCAGCAUCCCCAUUCCCAUCCACGAUCUCGAUUCCCGAAAACGAAGAACCGAAAGAAGUCCUACGGCGAGGCGAUUCACAAUAUUCAAACAAAUCGAGAGAUUCAGAAGAUGUAGAUAUGGGUGGAGAUUCGGAAGACGGCGAGGAAGGAUCAGAUGAUGAAAGUGUAAUCAACGCAGAUGGAACGAAAUCUUCAAAGAAAAAGAAGUCGCAAAGAUUUUACUGCACAGAUUAUCCGCCAUGCUCCUUGAGCUUCACCCGCAGUGAACAUCUUGCCCGGCAUAUCAGAAAGCAUACUGGCGAGCGUCCCUUUCAAUGCCACUGCUCUCGUCGAUUUUCACGACUCGAUAACCUAAGACAACAUGCGCAGACUGUUCACUUGAACGAGGAGAUACCACAAGACUCGCUAGCUGCGACGGGUACGAGAUUCCAGCGACAGGUUCGUACGGACAGGGUGCGACCACCCGGAAGUAGAUCGAGAGCAUCGACAACGAAUAGUCAGGGCGGGGGAAGGGGACAUACGCGAAACUCUCUGUCUGCGUCAAGUAUUGCGAGUAUGGGAUCUGUGUCUUCAGCCUACAGCCAGCGAGAUGAUCCGAGAAGAAGACCUCCGCCUUUGGUCAUGGCAGGAGAUUCACGAAAUCGAUUUUCACAAGAGAUAUAUCGACCCGACAGUCCAAGCCAAUUUGGCUAUCGACCAAGUUCACCAGGUGGGUUUAGCACACCAACCUCGGCUACCUUUUCGACAGGACAAAAUAGUCCAAGAUGGGGUGCAUCUGUUCUUCAAUCACCAAUGUCUAGCCACUCCCGUACGCAAAGUCUAUAUAACGAUCAUCGAACUCCUGGUAGAAGACUAUCCGUACCCUCAGCUGGAAACCCAUUUCAGUCCCCCCAUGGCAAUUCGUAUGGACCAUCGGGCUUAACUCCCCUCAACUCGUCCAACGCAGGCUCCUUUUCCCCAUCCAGUAGCAUCAUGGCUAGUCCAACCACCUCAACCAGCGGCUCUGUCUGGUCGCGAAGAGACUCUGUAUCAAGUGCAUCGGAUGAGGCGUGGAGACGUAGGACCUGGCACCCUGACACUAAUACUGGGUUCACAAGUCGGUUGCAAGUCGUCACCACUCCAAAUUACUAUUCCAAUGGACCACCACCUCAACCCCAAUCGGUACUCCCGAGCAAUGCACCACCUCUACAAUCGAUGCGUCUUCCUGGUAUUGAAAGUUUCGACCCACUUCCACCGCGUCCGACGACACCGGUUCGUCGACAACCGAGUCCAAUGAUGGUUGAUGUCCAAAGCCGUGCGGCUCAAGUUCCUGUACAGCAAGAACAAUAUCAGGCUGAGAGACCAAAUAGCCAACAUUGGGAUAUGAACAUAAACCGAAAUCUGAAUCGUUUGGACAUCGCACAAGGCACGCCACCAACCGACGCUGCGAGUUCCUGGGCAUCAGAAGCGAACAGGGCCGUUCUGGCACAGGCAGAACAAGCUAGAUCUCAACCAGUUGUUCGAUUUGAAGAAUCUCCCUAUUCUGCUAGAGCUCAGCAGAGCAAUGCUUGGAACCAGCAGACCGUCAUCGCUCCACCCGUCACCCCGAAGGAAUCUAAGCGACACGGAUGGUAUCAUGGCCCAGUAACGGUCCAAAAUGGCGGCCCAGUCCAGCGAACUUCCCCGGCCGAUUCAAGCAGCUCUGAAGGUGGUGUUCCGGGAACGCCUGGCUCUCAUGUCGUGGAGGUAAAUCCCAGCAUCGUACAUGCCAGUGGCUGGGUUGAAAACCGAAAUGGGAACCAGCACAUGCCAGUGCAACCAGACAGAAUCCUACCAUCCAAUGGCUACCCACUCUAUCCUCGACAACAAGGACACGAUGGAUCCUACACGUACGCACCAAGGAAUCAACAGGGACAGCUUCAACAUCAACAUCAAGGCCCUAAAUCCCCUGAUAAUAACAUGUUAAGAUUAGAAGCACUGGUCGCCGUUGCAACCAGUGAGGAAAAUGCCGCGCAACCAAUUUACUAA
Molecule: messenger RNA, 2193 nt
Organism: Glarea lozoyensis ATCC 20868
Lineage: Eukaryota; Fungi; Ascomycota; Leotiomycetes; Helotiales; Helotiaceae
Product: C2H2 and C2HC zinc finger
Exons: 2
Coding region: 1-2193 (730 amino acids)
Biological process (GO): regulation of transcription by RNA polymerase II
Molecular function (GO): RNA polymerase II cis-regulatory region sequence-specific DNA binding; DNA-binding transcription factor activity, RNA polymerase II-specific
Source: RefSeq, a predicted model, not a curated record